This is a messenger RNA of Alternaria viburni, 282 nucleotides long. Its product is annotated as G protein alpha subunit. The record is from RefSeq and is a predicted model, not a curated record. Gene Ontology annotation, molecular function: G protein-coupled receptor binding; G-protein beta/gamma-subunit complex binding; guanyl nucleotide binding. Gene Ontology annotation, biological process: adenylate cyclase-activating G protein-coupled receptor signaling pathway. Gene Ontology annotation, cellular component: heterotrimeric G-protein complex. The transcript is spliced from 2 exons. NCBI's taxonomy places the organism in Eukaryota, Fungi, Ascomycota, Dothideomycetes, Pleosporales, Pleosporaceae. The annotation marks the transcript as partial.
AUGGGCAUCUGCAUGAGCACCAACAACGACGAUGUCGAGCAGAAGAAACGCAGCCAGGCCAUUGACCGCAAGCUCGAGGAAGACUCGCGACGGUUACGGCGGGAAUGCAAGAUCCUGCUGUUGGGCUCCGGAGAGAGCGGAAAGUCGACCAUCGUCAAGCAGAUGAAGAUCAUACAUCAGAACGGCUACACGCAGGAAGAGCUCGCCAUGUACCGCCUGACCAUAUACAAAAACGUCAUCGAUUGCGCAAAAGCCCUCAUUGGCGCCAUGCGACAAUUCGAC